Messenger RNA from Rhizophagus irregularis DAOM 181602=DAOM 197198, 887 nucleotides. RefSeq lists its product as uncharacterized. The record is from RefSeq and is a predicted model, not a curated record. NCBI's taxonomy places the organism in Eukaryota, Fungi, Glomeromycota, Glomeromycetes, Glomerales, Glomeraceae.
AAACUUACUAUUUACAGGAAACGGAAUAGAUAAAAUCCAAGCAGUUACUUAUAGCGCGAGUGCGAUUUCGAGUUUAUUCUGAUUUAAAUGAUUUUCCAAAAAAAAAAGGCUGAAAAAGGCUGAUGAGGAUUCUGAUCGCUGUUACAAAUUGUAACGCGCACGUGACCAAAAAAAUAUCAGAACCUACCAAGACAAAGUCUAGUUAUUCCAUAUGAUGCUCGUGCUCCCUAUAUCAAAUGUGGCUUUGAAAGAAUAUCCCUACCUAUCCUUAUAUAAUAGUGACAAACAUAAUGAUGGAUAUGAAUUUAAAACUUCAAGCUUAUGUUCUGGAUGUGGAAAAGAGCAUAAUAAAGGGAGGGUAGUUGGCCGAUGCAUAAAGGGUUCCUACUACAUUAAGUGCCGGUCCUCACCGAAUGAAAAAGAAAUCAAGAUAAAUGCUUCACCGGAAAUGAUUUCAUCAUCUACAUCUUUCUCCGGUCAGGCAAGAUCAUCUAACAAAUCCCGACUUCCUAUCUCUAUUUUACCUGAAGAUCCCGAAGAAGAAGCGAAAACAUAUCAUUGGAAAAAACUGUAUGGAAUAUGGGGUUCUGGUGAAUAUUGCGGAGAACGAACUUAUCGACUCAAAUGCUGGAAUGCUCUUCAGCGUGGUAUCUGUAGAAGCAUAAAUAGAGACGGAAAACUAUAUACUACAGGAUCAUUGAAUUUAUUUUUUCGCUAGUAUUCCCAAAUAAUCAGAAUUAUUGUAUAGAGCUCACACCAUGUAAGCACGUGGCUUAUAAUCUGAUUUUGAUCACAUGACGAAUCAAAUUUUCGCCAGAUCAAAAAAAACGCGUAUCUAUUAACAGUUAAGUAGACUAGACUUUUUAAACUCGCAUAAAUAAGUAUAA